Molecule: messenger RNA, 1255 nt
Organism: Mugil cephalus (flathead mullet)
Lineage: Eukaryota; Metazoa; Chordata; Actinopteri; Mugiliformes; Mugilidae
Gene: ntmt1
Product: N-terminal Xaa-Pro-Lys N-methyltransferase 1
Exons: 5
Coding region: 423-1091 (222 amino acids)
Biological process (GO): N-terminal protein amino acid methylation
Cellular component (GO): cytoplasm
Molecular function (GO): N-terminal protein N-methyltransferase activity
Source: RefSeq, a predicted model, not a curated record
UCAGGUGUGGUGGAGGAGGGAAACAUCGAAAACAUGCAGGGCACUGGGUCCCGAGGACCUGAAUUGAGAAACACUGAUAAUCUUUAACAUUUCUGUCUGUUGUGUAGUCCUGGGUUAUUUUCAUUGAAAGACUGCUGUCUUCUAUGUAAUGUUUUGCACUCCACAAUACAUGUUAUGGGCCAGAUUAAACGCUCUGGCAGGUGUUUCACACGUGUGCCGUUAGACUGUAGAAAAGAGGACACCAUGACAGUUCUCCAAAGUGAAGCAAAAGGAAGUGGAGCUCCCCCGGUGACUGCCUGCAGUUUUGGUCACAAGCCCCACUUCCGAGGUAUGUUAUGCUAUAAAAACAGGAUGUGAUGACAUGAUGAUGAGAACUGCUAUUGACAGCCGCUCUGUGAAGUGGCCCCAUACAAAUAUGAAAGAUGGGUGACAUAGCAGAAGAUGAGGCGACUUUCUACUCCAAUGCUGAGGACUACUGGAAGGAGGUGUCCCCCACCGUGGAUGGGAUGUUGGGUGGCUAUGGUAGCAUCUCCAGCAUCGAUAUCAAUGGAUCCAAAGCUUUCCUGGAGAAAUUACUUGGUGAAGGGGAGGGGAAGACGGACGCAGGCUGUGCUCUGGACUGUGGAGCAGGUAUCGGGAGGAUUACUAAGCGAUUGCUGCUGCCACUGUUCAAAACCGUUGACCUGGUAGAUGUGACACAGGAGUUUCUGGAUAAAGCCAAGUUGUACCUGGGAGAAGAGGGGAAGAGAGUGGGUAACUACUUCUGCUGUGGCCUGCAGGACUUUGUACCAAAGCAUGGACAUUAUGAUGUCAUCUGGAUUCAGUGGGUCAUUGGUCACCUGACAGAUGACCACUUGGUAGAGUUCUUGCAACGCUGCCAAAAAGCCCUGCGGCCCAAUGGCCUCAUUGUUAUCAAGGACAAUGUGUCUUAUGAGGGUGUGGUGCCAGAUGAGGUAGACAGCAGUGUGUGUAGAGAUCUCAAAAUAGUUCGUGGCCUGGUGGGUAGAGCAGGCCUCCGAAUCAUCCAUGAGGAGCAACAAACAAAUUUUCCAAAGGAGAUCUAUCAAGUCCACACACUGGCUCUCAGAUAGAAGACUGUGGGAGGGGGAAACUUUUACAUUUGUGAAACAGCUUGUUGCUGUCUUUUGUCUUUUCCAGGUUUGUUAUUCUGCCAUUGUGUCAUCACCGUUUAUAAUUGUUCUGCUAAAUGUUUAUUUAUUUCCCAUUAGUCAUUAAAACCGAUGACUCACCUUUA